GAGAGAUUUGUGAAAGAUGUCAGGGCAACGCUGUGCCAGAGUCGAAAAAUGAGCAGGAAUCGUAGGCGGAGCCAUUCCGACAUUGCAACGUCCUCGGAGGAAGAACAGACCGCUGCUCCUGACGAACCAAAUGCAAAUCGCGAGGCGAUUCCUACUCUGUCAAGUCGGGAGAAUGACAAUGGGACGGCUGCUGACCGCCAGCAGCCUUCUUGGGAGCUUGAUGUGGCUAAGGCGGGCUGCAGCUCCUCAUCGUCGACCCACAGCACGCAGGGGGAGCCAACUAGAGUUUUGUUUUACAAUAUUCGCAGUCCCUCUGCUAGACGACACUUUCCCCACAUACUUGUGGAGGCAUCGAAGGAAACUAAAGACAGGGAAAGCGAUGUCAACGCUCCGCAGGAGAAAGCUGAUCCCCCAUAUAGAACCGAUAUAACGGAGCCCAUAUCUGAGUUGCCUUAUUUGGAGCCCAAAUUUACCCAGCCUAGUCGAGAUGCAGAUGAAAAAGAGCCUUCAUUCUCAUCAGAGCCCAGCUGGACAGGCUCUCUUUGGUCGAGGAUGUCACGCCUGAUAAGCUCCGCUAAGUCAAGAUCUGAGUCGAGCUUAGAGAUGGCUCCUUCACAAGGCGGGGUGAGCCUCAGCGAAAUGGAUGAAUACGAUAGGGAGGAGCCACUUAUUACCAAGACGCAGAAGUAUUACAAGAAGAGACCCACUUUAAUCCCGAUUUUCGAUGACUCUGAGGAGUCGUCUCUUGUUUCUUUUGAGAGGCAAAAUAAUGAUUUACCUUUCAAAAGAAAUACUUUACUCUCGGCGGACAUCGAUUCACCGGAAGUCUUAAGCGAUUACACAGCAGAGCCGCGGAUAGCAAACCUUGCGGAUACACCUUUGAGCUCCGAAGAGACACCUAGCGCGGUAGUCAGCGACCGGAAUCUGCCCGAGGGUACGGUUUUUAUUUACAUGGUGAUACCGCCGGACGGUGGCUAUGGCUGGUUAAUCAUGGUGAUUGGCUUCUUGUGCCAGCUGAUUGUCGACGGCAUCCUCUUGUCCAUUGGAGGCAUCCUGCCGGAAAUUGAACAGGAGUUCAAUGCCAUCAAGUCCCAAAUGGUGUUGGUGGGUAGCGUCCAGAUUGGCUGCUACUACCUGAGCGGAUCCUUUGCCAGCAUUCUGAUCAAUCGAUUCGCCUUCCGGCCAGUGGCCAUCAGCGGAGCCUUGUUAUCCAUGCUGGCCGUCGUCGCCGGCAGCUUCAGCCCAAACCUCUACGUACUGAUCCUGGUCUACAGUGCGAUUGGUGGCUGCUCCCUGAGCCUGAUAUGGUGCAGCUCGCAGCUGAUCGUGGCCUGCUACUUUGAGCGCUAUCGUCCGGUGGCCAAUGGCUUCGCUUGCAGUGGCGUCGGAGCCGGGGCCUGCGUAUUCUCGCUGCUCAACAACUGGCUGGUGCCGAUCAUUGGCUGGCGGAACAUGCUGCGAGUGCAGGCGGGCGCACUCUUGUUGGUCGUGCUGAUGACCAUCGCAUACGUGGAGGUUCGCCCCGUCAAGGUGGGCAUGUUGCCGGAGAAUAUUCUGGACUCGAGUUCGGAUGAAUACUACGGAAACUUCUACGUGCAUUACUACUUACGCGGGUCCCAGAAGACCCCAAGUUCCAAAAGCUUGCUUAGCCUUUAUGAUCCAGACCAGGACCAGAGCAAGUGCUGCCCUUGCUGCAGAAAGUGCCUAAAAAGGCGGCGGGAGCGCAAGGAGCAGGUGCGUCGCGAAAAGAAGCGCAAUAUGAUUAUCCGGACGUCAUACAUUGAGCGCGAGGAUCUCUUCUACACGGGACCCGCCGAAUAUGAAAAGCCGCACUCAAGGGAAACCCUCGAGGGCAAGGAGAUCCAGCUAUUGGGAUCGGAAAAGAGUACCCAACAGGCCAACUAUGGCAUUCAGCAUAUCAACAAGGGCGAGGAUAGAAGAGCUACGGCUGAAUCUAUCGAAAGAGGAGUCCCAAAGAAACGCUGUGUGGAGAGCAAGUUCAUGAGAAUGCUCUCCCGUCUCUUUGACUAUCACCUCUUCAAACAGUUCGAGUUCCGGAUCCUGGUGGUCUCCGCAUUCCUCUAUCCGAUGGGCUUCAACAUACCCUUUGUCUACUCCAAGGCCCGCACCAAGAUUCACAAGGACUAUGCCAACUUGAUAACCCCGGCCAUUGGAUUUACCAACUUUACCUGCCGUAUCAUCUGCGGUUUCGUGGCCUAUAAGCGACGGACCUGGACAACGAAUAUAUGCGGCGGGGGCUUGGUCUUUGGUGGCUUCUUUGUCUUCUUGAGCGCCUUCUUUGGCCAGGAUCUGGUGUGGUUCCAGAUGCUCUACGGGAUCUGUUACGGCGUGGCACCAGCUGUUUACGCCACUCUGCGGGCCAUAAUUUACGUGAAAUAUCUGGGCCUGGCCAAGCUCACCAAUGCAUUUGGGAUCACAGCUCUGGCCAUGGGCAUUGGCGUCUUUAGCGGCACAACAAUUGCCGGGUGGCUGGUGGGCGAUAGUCUCAAUUACACGGCGGCCUUCGUAUUUGCCGGAUUGUGCCUCAUGAGCUCCGGAAUGCUGAAGCUUAUGUUGCCGUCGUUGGUUAAGUGUCACUAUCGGCAACUGAACAGGAAGCGGAAAAGCAGCCGCAAAACUGUACGGCCAAGAAAAUUGGAGCUGGUUCAGUGA
This is a messenger RNA of Drosophila kikkawai, 2673 nucleotides long. It is a transcript of the gene Targ, whose product is annotated as Tarag. Gene Ontology annotation, biological process: monocarboxylic acid transport; transmembrane transport. NCBI's taxonomy places the organism in Eukaryota, Metazoa, Arthropoda, Insecta, Diptera, Drosophilidae. The record is from RefSeq and is a predicted model, not a curated record. Gene Ontology annotation, molecular function: monocarboxylic acid transmembrane transporter activity. Gene Ontology annotation, cellular component: membrane.